Messenger RNA from Mya arenaria, 3152 nucleotides. RefSeq lists its product as uncharacterized. The transcript has 7 exons. The coding region runs from base 297 to 1409 and encodes 370 amino acids. Lineage: Eukaryota; Metazoa; Mollusca; Bivalvia; Myida; Myidae. The record is from RefSeq and is a predicted model, not a curated record.
GAAUAGUCGAGUUGUCAUUUAUAAUUCAUAUUUAAAAUCCGUUACAACUGGACUAAUGGAAUGGCGGUUUUUUUUUAUUGUUGAGCUGUCUGUCUGCGGUGCAACCGGAAACAGUCGGUGUAGAUGCGAAACAGACAAAAUGUGGACGUGUUGAUAUCUGCAACGGUGAGGAGUAUUGUGACGUUGGAAGUUGUAAGCUGUGUGCUGACAUCUCGAAUGAUUGUAACAAGGACUUUCUUCCAGCGGAAUGUCGGCCUUGGUGUUUCGAAUAUACUGCAAAGACAAAGGCAAAGGACAUGGUGGAAAAGGAGAGAGUUUCCGCCUGUCCGGACCCAGGAAGUAUCCCGAACGGUUCAUAUCCAUCCGUUUCGACGUUUGGUCAUGGCAAUAACGUUACAUACACGUGUAAUGACGGCUAUGAGAUGGUCGGGGAGUCGACAAUCGAGUGCAGCGACUUUGGCCACUGGAAACAACCGAAGCCGUAUUGCGAAAAAACGUGUAGGUAUCCGCCGGACCUUAUCAACGGUCACGUGUCUGUUAGCAUGGACGAUGGCGUCUCCACGGCCAAGUACACGUGCGCGGAGGGACGCCAGCUACACGGACCACCGCUUCUAAUGUGCUACCUGCGUGAACGCUGGGUCACAGAGGAAGGGGAAGUACCAUCUGGUGCGCCCGUCUGUCUGAUGCUUGAUAAGGAUGACACAAACUACACUCUACAAAAUGUUGCAAUAUCAAUAGCUGUUGUCGAGUUUAUUGUAAUAGCCGGCCUGAUAGGGUUUUGUUGUUACAAAAGGUACACUAAAUCGUGCCAGUACACGCCCGUCAAUACAGUGAACGACAGCAGCAACAACAGCAAUAACACGCACAGCAACAACAACCAAGUACAUAUACAUAACGGGGAAAGGGAACUUGAUGUAAAAGACCCUGACAGAUCAAAUAACCACAGUCCCAAACCACCCAAACAUAUCAACAAUGGAAGAAGCAACACAGACAAGAAACCUGUCGAGGAAACUGGUCGCACAACCCAAGGAUAUCAGGAAGUUGAUAAAGACGGUCCUUCCGAACUUGUUCCGAACAUAUCCAGUAAAUGCGUUCCAAUUGCCGAUUUCGGCAAUCCAAGUUGCUGCACAGGUGACCAGAACCAGGAUGGUGGAGGCGGACAGGGAUUGACGCCUACAGCUCCACUGCUCGACAAUGAUGCGCCCGGAGCUGAGAUUGGCUCGACCCUUUCACACAUUGCACCGACAGCUUCCGCCGAGACCCUGGGUGAUAGCCAGAUGACGUCAUCAUUCACUGACACCAGCAGAUCUAAGUCGGAAUUUGAAGAAAACCAGCAACCGGCAUCUUUCGUGUCGGAUGCCCAAGAAGCUUCGGGCGCGUCGACUGAUGUGGACAACUACAGUGCAUAGUUUGUUCAUCCAGCGAGAUUUGCAUACGUGAUAAAGGUUUAAACAAACUGUCUGACAGUGAUGGCUGUCGAAAACAAUCUGGUCUUGACCUUGCAAAUCUUAAAAAUCUGCAACUUCAAACAGAUACAUUCGUGAACGUGAACGUGAAGUUCAACGUGAAAACCGCUCAACGGUUCUAAAUCACGUCCGAAUAAGAGACAUCGUCACAGGCUACGUUUAUAAUUCCGAUGACUUUACAGACUUUGUGAGACCAAAUACAAAAAGAGGUUUGUUUAUUGUCACGCGGGCUUGGCUACCGACUUUAACAUAAUGUAAAGGAACUUCGGUGAAAGUCAAAAUGACAAAAUUAAAGAUACUUCGUCAAUCGGAACAACUCGGCCAUCUCCGGCAAGCUUCGAGAUAUUCCAUUUUGUUGGAUAAAGGCCAAAAUGCUCCGAUUGAUGCAUCGUAUUGACAUUUGGUGCAGACUAUAAUUUGUGGUUUGCAGUUGUUUGCAACCCAGCUGCGAAAUUUAACAAACAGUCAUAUAUGCAGAAUAAUCCUACCUUUGUGUUUGCUCAACUUUAUUUGUAUUUUCUCAAAUUGUUACUUGAAUUAUUUGUGAUACAACGACGCCCUUUUGAAAACCAAACUCAAGUGGACGGUUAAGACUUUUUUAAGCAAACAGAACGGAACAUAAUUACGUUUCAGACAAUACUUAUGAUUACGGAAUGUGAUUCGUUUGUAUGUGUGGUUAUUUACAUAUGUUACCGUCUGCAUGACGUAUGACUGUAUUUAUUUUAGAUCCAAGCCAGGCGCGUAGCUGACUACGCAAAUACGCAGUUGCGUAAUGAAAUUUUGACAGGUCGAAGUUUUUUUAAAUUCCAAAAAAAACACGACUUUUAAGUACCCCCUACCACACCUACGCCCCAAGGCAUCGAUCUGCGUAAUCCCAAAUUUGACCUAGCUACGCGCCUGCAAGCUGAGACAAAUGUUAACAUUCUCAUUUAUUAUUUAUUGAUUUUGUUAUUUGUUGUUUUUUGUUGUUGUUUUUUGUGUUUUUCCCUACAUAGUUGUAUGUUGUAAUGUCUAUUCAUUAUUGUUUAUUAUCAUUGCUCAUACACGUUAACAAAUUGUAUUAUAAAAUGUAUGUGCUGUGACGAUGUACUAUGUGCAAGUCAAUCAACUGUCUGUCUGUCUGUCUGUUAAUAAGUCUAUUUGCAAUCUCCGGUUUCUGGAUAAGCUCAGCAUUCGGAGCUCCUCGGCCAUUUUAUCGAAAACAACCUCGGAUGUAUGCCGGUACAUCUGUUGAAGUAGUUCGUAAAAUUUUGAAUUAUAUCAUUAGUUAAAUGUAAUGUUUUAGAGUUGUAUUUAUUGAUCUAAGUUUAAAUUUAUUCUCAUUGAAUUGUAUUAUUGCAAACAUAAUGAAGAAUCCAAAGAGUUAAGUCAACUGCUAAAAAAAAUUACUACGCGAUCUACUUGCAGCGGACUUAAACGUACCACUUUUUGAGGGUGUAAACCAUCCAAAUACAUCCGAGGUUGUUUUCGAUAAAAUGGCCGAGGAGUUCCGAAUGAAAGCUCAGGUAUUUACAGCAUGUCAUAACCUUGGUUGUUUUACACUUGUAGAUGACAAACCAAAUGUAUACAAGUCUGUCUGGGUGUUAGGCACACCAGGAAAAAGUGGUUUAUUAACCUCAAUAACAAUUAUCUACUUUUAUUACAUGUGGAUUGUCUUUCCAGUAGCUGUAUUCAAUAUGUUUUGCU